Messenger RNA from Rhineura floridana, 7564 nucleotides. It is a transcript of the gene FAM171A2, whose product is annotated as family with sequence similarity 171 member A2. NCBI's taxonomy places the organism in Eukaryota, Metazoa, Chordata, Lepidosauria, Squamata, Rhineuridae. The coding region runs from base 296 to 2881 and encodes 861 amino acids. The transcript has 8 exons. The record is from RefSeq and is a predicted model, not a curated record.
GACACAGUUUCUAGGUGAGGUAACCUAAAGGCGGAGCGCCCAAGAAGAAGGAGGUGGCGGCGGUGGAGGCGACGCCGAGACAGAAACAGCAGCCAUAGCGUUGGUGGUUGCCGGCUUGCUCCAGCAGGUGGAGCCGUCGUAGCUUCCCUUCGCCGGGCAGGAGGGGGCUGCCGGCGACUAGGACACACAAUCGCAGCCACCGCGUAACCGGAUCCCGCAGAGCCAGCCAGUCGCCGCCGAGGUUCCUCCGGGCGCGCCAUGGCCGGGUAGCGGGGAGCCGGUGGGGGCGGCCAGAAUGCUGCGGGCGCCGGCUCUGGCGAUGCGCUUCGCCAUCCUCUUGCCGUUCCUCGUGGGCCCCUGCUGGCCGGCGCGGGGCAAGGCGCAGCCGGGGGAGCCUCCCAGCCCGCAGGAGGUGGUGAUCAAGGUCCAGGUAUAUGAGAAUGGCGACUUAUCCCCACUGCCGCAGGCAGCCGUGGAAGUGUAUGGCAACCAGACAUCUCUGGCUUCAGGCGCCACUGAUCAUGAAGGUGUCAGCAUGCUCCCCAUCAGCUAUCGCCUGGGCACCUGGGUCAUUGUCACAGCCUCCAAGCGUGGUUUUGUUACGAACUCUGUUCCUUGGCGUGUCAACAAGCUGCCACUCUAUGCCUCUGUCAGCCUCUAUUUGCUCCCAGAGCGCCCUGCAACACUCAUCCUCUAUGAUGACCUGAUACAGAUCCUUCUUGGCUCUCCAGGAGCCAAGAGCCAGCCAUGGGCACAGUUCCAGCGCAAAUCCGCCCGCUUGCCCCGUAGCUCCACCUAUAGCCAGCUCUCAGCCUCUCUGACCGCAGCCAGUAGUGGACCAGACAUGAGGGGCUUCCCAUCUUUCAUCGGGGCUGAAAGCAAUGGCAGUGCCAAUAACACAUGGCUGGAACUGGUGCCUAUUGUUGCCAUCAGCGUUCACCUCUUCACUGGCAAUGGGACAGAAAUCCAGCUCUCGGGCUCCAUCCACCUCUCUAUCCCCCUGCUGCCCGAUACUGCUGCUGCGGCAGCCACCAGUGUACCAGCCUGGCGCUUUGACCUCAAGAGCGGCCUAUGGAUUCGGAAUGGGACUGGUCUCAUCCGCAAGGAGGGAAACCAGCUUUUCUGGACAUUUGUCUCCCCACAGCUGGGCUACUGGGCAGCUGCCAUGCUAUCUCCAACUACAGGGCUGGCGAGUACAGGAGCAGGCAUAAAAGACAUUGCCACCUACCACACCAUUUUCUUGCUCACCAUCCUGGGCGCCCUGGCAUUGCUGGUCCUCAUUCUGCUCUGCCUACUGAUCUAUUACUGCAGGAGACUCUGUCUGAAGCCACGUCAGCAGCACAGAAAGCUCCAGCUGUCUGGAGCACUGGAUGCCUCCAAGAAAGACCAGGCCACAUCAAUGUCCCAGAUCAACCUCAUCUGCACAAGCCACAUGGAGACAGCCUCAUCCAACGGGGACACAGAUGUACACACACCUAUCCUCAAGUCAGCCUUCUCUUCAUCCCGGGAGUUUGAGAGCUCCCGUGAGGAGUUCUUCAAGCAAGUGUCCAGCCAGAAGGCUCGUCAUGCCAGCAAGACCUCCACAGCAGACACACUGAGCCAGAGAGGGGGUCCCAAGGAUGACUGCCCUCGAGUUGCAGAGGGCUACUCCCUUAAGACAGCCCGCUCCAUGGAUGUGCCUGGUGCACUUGAGCCCCCUCUCCUGGAGGACUACAAGCGCAGCUAUUCACAUCAGCGUGUAGAGGACAAGAGCACCGAGACGCAACGCAAGCAAGCGCGCAGUGACAGUAAGGCCUACCUGCAGGAGCCCCCAUCACCACCACCUCUCCCACCCCCCUUUGACCACUAUAUGGGCCAUAAAGGGGACCCAAAACCACCCGAGUUCAUGAUGUCACAGUCUGUGGACCACCUUGCCCGCCCCACCUCACUGAGCCAGCCUGGGCAGUUGAUCUUCUGCGGUUCCAUUGACCACAUGAAGGAUUCCAUGUACCGAAACGUCAUGCCAACGCUUGUCAUCCCGGCCCAUUACAUGCGCCUGGCCCCAUCAGAACAGCCCACGGGGGGCUCCGAGAGCCAACCAGAUAUGGACCCAGCUGGCAUGGGACUCCCUCAUCAGUUUGGGCCUCAGGAGCAGCAGCAGCAGCAGCGGCAGCAAUUCCUCCAACAGCAGAUGCAACACCCACAGUUCCAGCUCCAGCAACACCAAGCAGAAGACACCGAUGGGAAGGGUUGGGGCCCCCACACACAGUCGGUCAGCGGCUCUGUCACCAUCCCAGUGCUGCUGAACGAAUCCACCAUGGCCCAGUUGAAUGGGGAGCUGCAGGCACUGACGGAGAAGAAGCUGUUGGAACUGGGCGUGAAGCCGCACCCCCGUGCCUGGUUUGUGUCGCUGGACGGGCGUUCUUCCCAAGUUCGCCAUUCUUACAUUGAUCUCCAAGGCAACGAGAGGAGUCGGAGCAAUGAUGCCAGUCUGGAUUCGGGUGUGGAUGUCAAUGAAGCCAAGCCACCGAAGCGCCUGAAGGAGGAGCGCCUGGCCCCCACGAUAGGCCCUGCUUACUCCAAGCUGGUCUUUGCCGAAGCUGACACAGAGCAAAGCAGCAGCGAGAGCCGCACCGCCAUUUGCUCUCCUGAGGACAACUCGCUGACGCCCCUGUUGGACGAGAACACCGACCACCGAGCAGCCACCAUCCCCCGACGUGGGCGCAGCCGUGGCAACAGCUCCCGCAGCAGCAACAGCAACAGUGAACUGCGCCGUGACUCCAUGACCAGCCCAGAGGAUGACAGCAAUGAACCCUCCGAAGGGACUGAUGACCAAGGGGACAAGAAGAGCCCCUGGCAGAAACGUGAGGAGCGGCCCCUCAUGGUCUUCAAUGUGAAGUAGCUGUCAGAAGAAGAAUGAGGGUUCACCCCAUUGCACAGUUGGGGGAGGGGAGUAGAGAUCACCAGGACCAUGGAGAUCAGGGUCCCCAUGCGAAUCUGGUGCAACUCCCUCUUCUCUCCAUCUAGUCAAGUGCUUGGCAGAACAGGAACCCCAGAUGUUUUGACAUGAGAGAUAAACAGACAGAGCAUGAUGCAGAGCAUGGCCAAGCUGUCCUCUCUUCUUUUUUCCCAGCAUGCCCUCUGGCCACUCAAGAAGCUUGGCUUGCCCAAGGCAGGUUAAGAAGUGCCGCAGCAAUGGCCUAAGAAAGUUUGGCCUCAUCUUUUUCCACCAAUGCCAACCACUGUGAGCCAGGCAAUGUGGGCUGUGUGUGUGUGAUGAUGGCAAAGGAGGUUCCACUGCUCUGUGACUCUCUCUCGGAUCCCAGGAGGAGGACAUGGCCUUGUUCUGUGUUGUUCCAAUUCCUGUUCCAAGAGUUCCUUACUCCCUACCUAGCUUGGCAUAGCCAGAACUAGCAUUGACCCCUUGCCCUGACAUACUGGGAAUAGAGGUGAAAUGGAAGGCAUUAUUGAGCUUCUUCAUCCCUCUUGUCCUUGGGGGCUUUGUACAGUUCCUUUAAAAAAAAAUCCAGUUCUGUGGAGUUUCCAAACCAUCGCAUGGUUUGGUGGAGGGUGGGGGCAAGUGCCCAAAGCUCUGGGCUGAUGCCCAUUGCUGCCUGUUGUGCCUCAGUGCCCCAACAAUCUGGGUGACAGUAGAGCCCAGCCCAGCCCCAGACGAGUGUGGUGGGUCUGGGGAGUGGGGGCAUUGAUGUGGCCAUUGUACAUAUGUGUGUGCAUGCGUGUAUGUUGGGGGUGGGAGGGAGUCUGAGCCAUGGUGCGUGUGCGUGUCUGCGGGUAGGUGCGUCAGUUGUGACUGACCUCGCUGCCAAAUGAACUCCCUAGCGGAGUCAUCUUUGUGCCCCCCUUCUUUUCCCCCCUUUGUGCCUGCAACUCCAUGGUCUCCUCCAAGUGCCUUCCAGCCCCAACACUUGCCUCCUCCCCACCCAGGCAGCUGUGAAUGAAACCUUGGGUGUCCGUCCAUAGUGGGGUCCUGCAGACAGACCAUCUGCUCCGAUCUUGCUUUCUCUCUAAUCCCUCUUGUCUUCUGCAGGGAGUGCUUGAGGAUUGUGGUUGGAUGAGUGGGGAGUGCAGGAGGAAAAGUCAGUCAGCAUCACUUCCCAGCUUGUAAGCUCAGCUGCCAACUAGCUAAGCCAUCUGCAGUGAGGGUCUGAGCAGCUGCCCCACCCAACAACAUGGCAGCAGCGACCAAUCUCCCAAAUAAAGGGCAAGACCAAACAGGUGUGUGUGUGUACAGAUGGAGAGAGGUGUGUGUGUGUGUGUGUGUCUUUCAUCACUGACUGAGGGGAGUAUACGUCUUACGCUUUAUAUAUUGGAGGAGGGAAUACAAAGGGUGCCUCCUGAGCAGGUCCAAACAAGCCCCAGCAAAGCAUAUAAAGGGGCAGGAUGGUUGGCUGCAAACCUAAAAGCUGAAUAGAACUGUCUUGGCUGGGAGGUUUAUUGAAACCAAUGAGUUGGGCCCAAACCCUUGUGAAAGAGUAGAAGACCGCAGGAUGAGUUAAUAGGUCAGAAAUAAUUCUGGAAGACGGGGAACAUUUUUUUUCCUGCUUCACCUCUGCACCUACUGAAGACAGUAAAUAAAACGUCACAAUGAUAGUUGCAGACACUGUCCUUCUGAAGCCCCUCCCCAUAUCAUCCGGGCUUGCACACUUGGAAGCUGAAAUCCCUGGUGUCAGGUGCAUUUGGGAGAGGGGGAGGUGCUGGGGAACAGACGAUGGGUCAUUCCAUAGUGAGAGAGUGAGGCACUUCACAUAUGCUCAGAAACACUUUGCUUUUCAUUCACCUGUUCCAGGGCUGAGCCUUAGCAAUGAAAACAGGUUCUGGGGCUGAGCCCUAGUCCUUCUCCCACCCUAGCCAGCCUUUCUUGCCCUGGGGCAACUUCUCUUUUUCUUUCCUUUCCUUUCCUAGAUAAUUUCCACUUUUGCCUUCUUCCACAGCAUCUUUGUGAAUCUUUUUUUAUGUUUGUAGGAUUCUCUCUUCCCUCCCACUUGCCAAUUAGCAGCAUUAGAGAUAACCUUGACCUGUGGAACUCCCUGCUCUUUGUUGUGAUUGAUGGCAAAGCUUCUCCAGAGAGGGGACCAGGAGCCAUCAAGAGCUCCUUUGUACAAGAUGGAAGUUUUCUGCAUGGAAGUCUGUGUUGAAAACUGCAGUGUAGUUUGUCACUUGUGUCUCUCUUUCUCAAUCUGUAUAUGCCAUGACUUCCGUGUGGAAAUUUUUUAUCUUUUAUGAAUCAGCGCUCUGCCUUUUCCAACUAGACAUGGAGUUACAUGGGCUUACCAGCCAUUCACCAAGGAAGGCUGUCUGUUUUCACACUCUAGCUAUUGCCCGACAAUAUCUAUGAAUAGUGAAGGAGCAUUCUGGGCUUGUGACUAGCUCAGCCCAGCAGAAGGAAGAAGCAGUACUCCUUACAGGGCUGUAGGUGUUUAAUGCAUGGAGAUAGUCCACUGAGCCAUAACGGAUUCCUCCCACUUUCUAAAACUUAGCCUCAUGGCCAAAGAACUACUUCAAAUGUGCAUUCAUCACAGCAACGAUAUUGCAUGUUUCAGUGUCAGCUGUCAUAGUUUCCAAGGGGACAAGGGGGUUCUGUCUAUUCCAUCUCCUAGAUCAUGCCUGAGCCUGCAGUGCUCUGUACAAACAAACCUGCUUCCAAGGUGGUUGGUUUUAACCUACCGUUGCAUUGAUGAGAGGUAUCUUUUAUGCACACGUGUGGGAAAGUAGCCCUAUACAAAGACAGAGACACACUCUAGUCAAACCCACAGGAAGCUUUUUAAACUUUUUUAUUAUCAUUACAAGGCAGUGACAGAGCCAUCCCCCACAAACAAUCAAAACUCCAGAACCAGAUACCUCUUCUUCCUUCCCUGGCCACUGCACAAUACUGUUUUCUACUUUUUAUAGCGGAAAAAAAAUCUUGCACAUAAAGGAAGAGGGUAAAUGAGGUUGUUCUCUGAUACUGAUGCAUCUUUAACUGUGUGGAAUGCCUUUGCUUUCUCCAGUGACCUCAAAUUCUGUCAAAAAAGUUUUAAGUUUUUUCUUUCUUAUUACAUAUAUAUAUAAAGAUUGAGUGAUCUUGGAGACUCGGUGGCUAUGGCUGGUGAAACCUCAUACUUGUUAUUUAGAAUGGUAUUAAUAUAUAAACCCUCGGAAUUUAUCAAGGUGUCACAUUGCAUAGUGAUUGUUUCCUAGGCAGCAUAUUCUUUCCCGGGCCCCCCUCUAAGCUUGGUUGGGUCUGGAGGGGAGCAGAUUCAUACUAAUCCUAGAGCGGCCUGGUACAGUGUGGGCUUAAUGAUGGGCUUUCAGGACUCCUCUUUUACACUUUAUGGUAGAGCUCCUUACCAGUGACAUGACAAGCAGGAAUUCAGCAGCUGCAUGGCAUGGAGAUAGCACUGGGGAGAACUUCAUCUGUUGAAUUGCUGGAAAUUGUGCAGCAUUAUGGGAGGUAGCACCUUGCUAAGGAUAAAGAAGAUGGCAACCUCACCUGGCUUUGCCAUUCCUUUCCCCUUUUCAAGUUCUCCUUUUAUCCAGUAUACUAAGCAUGGAACUGCUAUGUGGAAAGAGAGUGGCUAUGGUUCAGUGCUGAAAAGUAUAAACGCUUCGGCCUGUGCUAGAGCAAUAACUCUUUCCAAACUGCAGAAUACAAUCUUGGUGAUACACCAUUUUAUAAGAAAAGAAGAAGGUAAAUCUGGAUGGUCCGCUCUCUCUGGACUCCCUGCCAAGCCACUGCCUGAGCUGGGGAGAGGAGAAAGGGUCAUUCACAAUAUGUUGAAAAUUGGUGCAGCCAUUAAGAGGGAAAUGGAAGGUUGGUUUGCCCCAGAGAGAAGAGUCUUAUCAAGGAUCAAAGGACGGGAGGAGCUGCAAGAAGCAAGAUAAGGAAAAGACUGGUCAAGGGCCUAGACUGGGUUACACACUUUCAGUAAAGUAGUGUUUAGUAAGGACAGCUGAGUUUUGCUUGUUGCUUUCAAAUAAACAGUCACAUCUCUGGGUGCAGGGUUUUUAAUUCAAAUAUUUAAAAAUGACAACCGUUUAACACCUUGGAAUUCGACGAAAUAUGCAAUGUGCCCACCAUGUCAGGUGCCUGCCUUGAAACAAUGAAGCUACAACAGCAGUAACUGGAAAACCCUGACACAGAAUUCAGCCAUUCCCCCUAAUGGCAAGAACUUGACAGAAAUGGAGUCAAAACGGAGCCACUGAGAAAGAGGGAGGGAUCAAUGUACGUGGGGAAAGAACUCAAGAGGUAUGCAGAAGUACAAAAAAAUCCAAAAGACAAACCUAGGGAAGCAAAAAUACCAUCCCCAAUGAGGGCUGAGCAUGCUUAGUCACCGUGGUAUGUUGAGUGUCAGUUAUUGGGGGAAUGGAAUGGCCUGCUGGAGAACAGAAUGGCUGGCUGGAAGCCACCUAUUAGGAAAUAAUCCAUUGCAACAUUUUGUCCCUUCUAAUACCAAACUGGGGUAGCCUGGUGCCUGUGAAUUUGGCAAGAACAGAGUCAUGUGCUCAGUGCGAUAGUGUUUGCUACUUGAUUAAGAAACUUCCCAGGUAGCAUUUAAUUUUUUAAAUAAAAUGGUCAACAAAGGAA